AGAUACUCGGCCACGAGCGCAGAGACGGCGGGGUAUUCAACGCUGCCGCUGGUUUAGGGUUGCUCAAUUACGACCAACAGCUCCCAGCUUGCAGGGAAAAAGCGCCUAUUUUUUUUAUUGACGGUUCUGGUUCUAUCGGAGAAGCAAAGAGACGGUCCACGUUACCAGAGCACCAGCACCAGAGCCAAGGUUCAGUCCAGCAGCGCCCAUCAGGAACAUGGCGGGCUUCCUCGUGGUGAUGAGCAUAAAUGUGCUGCUCUUGGUGCUGGCCAUUUUCCUCAUGUUUUUCGCGGACCCAGAGAGUCAUGGCUACGGCGGGCAGCUGUAUCGCCUCGUGUGCGAGGGGGGCCCGCGGAUGCUAAGCGCGGGGAUGCGCCUGGUCUUCGGCGAGGCCUGCGCGGGGAAGGUCUCGGAGUGCGGCAACUGGGUCAUGAACAAGCCCAACCGCCUCAUGCAGGGGUUCUACAUGGUGAUCGUCAACUGCUCCUUCAUUUGCUUCAUCUUCGAGGGGUUUCCACGCCUUCCCAACGACGUCCUCCCGUGGCCCUACCACACGGCCACAGGCUACCUGGUCAUGGCCGCCUGCAUCGGGUCCUUCGUGCUAGCGUGCAACGUCCCCCCGGGGUCCGUGAGGGCUCCCGCUGCCGAAGGCGCUUCGAAUCGACGGCGAAGGAGGGCGGGGGAGGGAGGGGGUGCUGCUGCUCCCGGGCGGAACGCCGGGGGGGGGAGGCACGCCGGGCUGUACCCGCACGACGGAGUGGUGUUCGUGGAAGGGUUCUGCAAGACUUGCCAGGUGGCAAAGCCGGCGCGAUCCAAGCACUGCCGGGUGUGUAACGUUUGUGUCCCUCGCUUCGACCACCACUGCGCGUGGCUCAACCAGUGCGUGGGGGAGGAGAACUACCGCAUCUUCCUGUUAUUCCUGAUCAUCCACAGCUCCAUGCUCUGGUACGGCACAGUGCUCACGUACGGCAUCCUCAAGUCGGUGGUGAUGAAGAGGAAGCUCCUGACGGCGAGGUUUUACCACAAGAGGUCCAAGACCUAUGUCCGCGGAAGCUACAGCGUCGUGCUACAGUACCUCAUGCACCACUACGGCAAGCUAUGCGGGCUCCUGGCGCUGUCGGCAACGAUGGCGCUGGUGCUGACGGGAUUCUUGUCGUACCACGUCUACCUCCUCCUCAAGGGCACGACCACCAACGAGAGCGCAAAGUGGGGCGAGACCGGAGAAGGACAACCGGCGGCGCCCGCAUCGGCACCGGUGGACGGAGACGGUGGGGAGGGACGAGGGAGAGGAAGAGGGGGAGGGGGGGGGCGGGGCGAUGUUUCGGACAGCGAUGACGACGACGCUGACGGCGGGGACAUCGGCGUGGAAGGAGACGGCGGUGUUGAUGGGGUGGGCGCUACCGCCGGCGCCGUUGAUUCUUCCGCCGCCGCCACCGGCGGCACCGGCAUGAGACGACGGGGGGGGCGGGGGCGAGGAGAGGCCGCGGCGGAGGCAGAGGAGGCAGAAGCAGAAGCACCAGCGGUGCCGCACCCGGGUCCGUUGCCGGACAACAUCUACGACAACGGGAUGUGGGCGAAUCUCAUGGAAGUUUUGUUUCCGAGAAGCCUGAGGAAAGAGGGAAAGGGCAAAGCCCUCCCACAUAGGGACCCCUUCCGACUCAGCUACAAACCCUACUGGGUGCCGGCGUGA
Molecule: messenger RNA, 1690 nt
Organism: Ectocarpus siliculosus
Lineage: Eukaryota; Phaeophyceae; Ectocarpales; Ectocarpaceae
Source: the annotation of a GenBank genome assembly